This is a messenger RNA of Meloidogyne enterolobii, 393 nucleotides long. Lineage: Eukaryota; Metazoa; Nematoda; Chromadorea; Rhabditida; Meloidogynidae. The record is from the annotation of a GenBank genome assembly.
AUGGAGAAAAAAUAUUCUCUUUGGAAUAAGGGAUUAACUCAAAUAAAAGAAAGAGAAGAAAAAUUAGAAGAAAUGGAACAAGUUUUGGGGGAAGGAUUUACGAGACAUAAAGAUGAUGAAGCUUUAGAUAAACAUUUAAAAACACAAUUACGUUCAGAAGACCCUAUGGCAGAAUAUUUUCAUGUUAAAAAUCAUAAAAUACAAAUGAGGACAGGAAUUGUUUAUCCAACAUAUAAAGGCCAAUGCCCACCAAAUCGUUAUGAAAUUAAACCAGGUUAUAGAUGGGAUGGUGUUGAUCGUUCUAAUGGUUUUGAAUCAAAAAUGUCUUUGGAAAAGAAUAAAAAGAUUGCACAUAAGGAAUUAACUUAUCGAUCUAUUGCUGAAUGUGAAUAA